UUGCUCAGUGUGCUUUGGAACUAAACUCUGUCCUCCUGCAAACCGUCAUCAUGGUCGACGCCUUCUGUGCCACCUGGAAACUGGUCGACAGCGACAACUUCGACGAGUACAUGAAGGCGCUCGGGGUGGGCUUCGCCACCAGGCAGGUGGGAAACGUGACCAAACCGACCGUCAUCAUCAGCCAGGAGGACGACAAGGUGGUGAUCCGCACCCAGAGCACCUUCAAAAACACAGAGAUCYCCUUCAAACUGGGAGAGGAGUUCGACGAGACCACCGCUGACGACAGGAACUGCAAAUCCACGGUGACUCUGGACGGGGACAAGUUGGUCCACGUUCAGAAGUGGGACGGCAAAGAGACCAAGUUUGUCCGAGAGAUCAAGGACGGCAAAAUGAUCAUG
Molecule: messenger RNA, 398 nt
Organism: Austrofundulus limnaeus
Lineage: Eukaryota; Metazoa; Chordata; Actinopteri; Cyprinodontiformes; Rivulidae
Product: fatty acid-binding protein, brain
Molecular function (GO): lipid binding
Source: RefSeq, a predicted model, not a curated record